GUUGGCAUAAUCAAUACAACCACAGGGUGGUGGUCCCUUGAAAAGGCCCCGUGUGAGAGACGGCAUGUUCGCGCACAGGACGGCGCGUCGCUGCGCAAAACGCGUUCCCGGCCUGGCCUCUCGCUUUUUUGGUUCUUUUUUUUUUAUCUAGCGGCAGCAUCCGCCGGUGCUUUUCGCCCGUUUGGGGUGAGCAAAAAGGCGUGUCCCUGAGUCAUGCAUAUAAUAGCGAGACGAGCCGCGAUAGGCUUUUGCUUUCCGGUUCUCGGCUCUCUGUGCGCCAGCGGACUCACCGGCACUCGCAGGACUUCCACAAUGGCCGAGAAACUGAUAUUCAAUAAACCAAAGAUCGAGCUGCAUGUGCACCUCGAUGGAGCCAUCAGGGUGGAGACUAUUCUUGAUGUUGCCAAGACACGUGGAAUUCCUCUGCCGGCUGAUACUGCUGAAGGAUUGAAAGACAGAAUUAUUGUCCACGAGCCUGGUACACUCACAACAUUCUUGGGGAAAUUCAACGAGUACAUGCACGUGAUUGCUGGCGACAGAGAAGCCAUUAAGAGAAUUGCCUUUGAGUUUGUUGAGGACAAAGCCAAGGAGGGAGUGAUUUAUGUAGAGGUCAGAUACAGUCCACAUUUUUUAGCUAACAGCGAUGUGGAGCCAAUUCCAUGGAACCAGCAAAAAGGGGAUUUGAGUCCAGAUGAGGUGGUCCGCCUGGUUAACGAAGGCCUCAGUGAGGGGGAGAGGGCCUUCAAUAUCAAAGUCAGGUCCAUUCUAUGCUGCAUGCGCCACAUGCCAAGUUGGUCCAUGGAUGUUGUGAAGCUGUGUAAGAAGUAUCAGCGUGACGGGGUGGUUGCUAUUGAUUUGGCAGGCGAUGAGUCGCUUAACUGUGAAGCUAAUCCAGGCCACAGGAAGGCCUACGAGGAAGCAGUUCGUUGUGGGAUCCACAGGACAGUUCACGCAGGAGAGGUGGGCCCAGCCUUUGUGGUGAAAGAGGCUGUCGAAGUGCUGAAAGCUGAACGUAUUGGACACGGUUACAGAACACUGGAGGACCAAGCCCUAUAUAAAAAACUGCUGGGUCAAGACAUGCACUUUGAGGUGUGUCCAAUUUCCAGUAAGUUUACCGGUGCUUGCAACCCAGACUUCACCAAACAUCCUGUCAUCACGUUUAAGAACGACAAGGCUAACUAUUCCCUGAAUACCGAUGACCCUCUGAUCUUCAACUCAACCCUUCACCUCGACUACAGCGAAGUGCACAAUCAUAUGGGAUUCACUGAGGAGGAAUUCAAACGACUGAACAUCAACUCUGCAAAGUCAAGCUUCCUGCCUGACAAUGAGAAGGAGCAGCUUCUCCAGAGACUCUAUGAAGCAUAUGAUAUGAUAGAAACAACAGCAUUUUAAUCCUCACUGGAACAUCUAUGGAGAAUGUGACUUAAACCCAGGAAUUUGUCACCCUGAGCCAUCUCCCCUCCUGACACAAUAGAACACAUUCUUACUUCUAUGUAGCCUGAGAUCAAUUCCAUGGAAUAUCAAAUGUACAUGUUAACAUUUGACCAUUUAUUUCACCUCAUCUACCUGUAUUUGCAUACCUCUGGGGAUUUUAGGGAUUUCAGAUGAGGUCAUAUCCUUCUGAAAGUAAAACAUUGAAUCAGAUGCACAUGCCAAAACAGGUGCAUGUAAGUUAAUUUUCCUCAAGCAGAUUUUGCAACAGCGAAACAUUCUUUAUCUUAUGUUUACAUCUUUUCUUUUUUACCGAAAGAAAUGUCAGGGAAUAUUUUACCGCAAAACAAUUUAACAUUCAUAAAACAGCUUUGAACACAGCCUGAAGAGAAUAGCAAGGCCAGCUUAUUUUUUUGUUUGCUUCAGUCUCACUUAAACCAUUUCAGUGUUUCAGGUUGAAACUGUGUAGGAGUAUAACCGAAAGCAAUGCAUACCUAGUACUUACUAUAGGACAAGAUUAUUUACCUUGAGCAGUAACUGGUUCAGUUUUAGGAUGAAAAAAUUUAAACAUGGACAUUUUUUUGUGCAGACUCAAAAACAUAUUCAGGUGAAAACAGCUAAAAACCAAAAAAGUAGUCUUACCACUCGACCACUAGGUGACACCAUACUGUUUUUCAUUUGAUAAUUACCCAGUUCUUUUGAAGUACCAAUUUACUCAAUUGAAAAUAUUAUUUUCAUUUAAUUGAUAAAAAAGCACUUUUAUGAAUACAUUCAUAGCACUUAUGAAGAAUAUGUAUUUGGCCUUAAUAAAAGCUUUUAUGAAAAAUGUCUCCAU
Molecule: messenger RNA, 2266 nt
Organism: Menidia menidia (Atlantic silverside)
Lineage: Eukaryota; Metazoa; Chordata; Actinopteri; Atheriniformes; Atherinopsidae
Source: the annotation of a GenBank genome assembly